This is a messenger RNA of Phialemonium atrogriseum, 696 nucleotides long. RefSeq names its product vacuolar ATPase. The transcript is spliced from 3 exons. Gene Ontology annotation, biological process: vacuolar acidification; proton transmembrane transport. Gene Ontology annotation, molecular function: proton-transporting ATPase activity, rotational mechanism. Gene Ontology annotation, cellular component: vacuolar proton-transporting V-type ATPase, V0 domain. Bases 121 to 348 code for a protein of 75 amino acids. NCBI's taxonomy places the organism in Eukaryota, Fungi, Ascomycota, Sordariomycetes, Cephalothecales, Cephalothecaceae. The record is from RefSeq and is a predicted model, not a curated record.
CUUCCAACAACUCGAGCACCACGACGCGACUUCCGCUAGAUACGACACAGUUCCACAGAGAACGUCGACACCAUUCAGGAUUGAAAUCCUCGAUACAAGUGCCCACAGGCGUUGACAGAGAUGGCGAGCGGGUGGAGCAUCAUCAUCGGCCUGGUGAUCAUUGCUGUCCUAUGUGUUGUCGCAUGGAUAUUCUCACCGAAGGGCGAGAACCAAGUGCUCUGGCGGUCGUCUCUCAUUCUCGCUAUCAUCAGCUGCUACCUCAUGUGGGCCAUCACGUUCCUUGCGCAGUUUAACCCGUUGAUCACGCCGAGGCGGUCGGACCUGCGACCCGAAUACCUACAUGAAUGAGCCGGGCUUGGGGGAACUAGGAUGGUAUCGACGGGCUAUCUCUGUACAAACACCUCUUCUUAUAUUACCACAUCUAUUGGGCGUUUGGGGGUCUUUGCGGGCUUUUUCAAGUGGCAGCAUGUUAUGGAUUCUUCGCAGGUUGCGUUGCAGAAGGGAUAUGUUUCUACGACGGGGACGAGAGCCAGCCCGAUUCGAAUAGAGAAAUCGGGACAAGCAGCCGCCUGCAGUUUUCUUGGAGCAUCCGACCGAAAUGCCGGGCUUAGCAUACACACGCUCCUCGCAGCGAAGUAGUCGUCGAUUUCACGAGCAUCGAUUAUAUUAUUAUAAUAUUAUAUCCCAUACCCAUUG